AAUUCAUACACCACCGUUUCUGCAAUGCAUUGACGUGUCUAUUUAUUUGUACACGCAAAUGACUAUAGGGUUCGAUUUGAUGAGCUAUAGAGAUGACGUCUGCUGAGCGAUUCUUAAUUGCUUCGUGUUGUUCGCGAUUGCUGUUUCGAAAUUAAUGCAUGUAUUUGCAGUUUGCAGAAAAUGCCUCUGAUCAGCUUCUGUUUCUCUGCUACUUCACUGUGUUGUAGUUGCAGUAAUUGAAGAGUGAAAAAAGGUCGUUCAGCAAGGAAAGGAAUUCGAAGUAGGCAGUGGAAAUGGAGAAGAGUGUUCUGGACUCGCGGCUAUGGCAUGCUUGCGCUGGAGGCAUGCUGCAAAUGCCUCCAGUGAACUCGAAGGUCUUCUACUUCCCCCAAGGCCACGCUGAACACGCGUUCGCUGAUGUCGAUUUCUCUGCGUUGCCUAAAAUGCCUCCCCUGAUUCUCUGCAGAGUCAAUGCCGUGAAGUAUUUGGCCGACCUCGAAACAGAUGAGGUUUACGCGAAGAUCCGGCUGGUUCCUGUGGCGAACAACAAUGAUCCUGACUUUGAAGAUGCAGUUAAAGGGACCGAUUCAUCUGAAAAGCCGACUUCGUUCGCUAAGACAUUGACUCAAUCCGAUGCUAACAAUGGCGGUGGAUUUUCUGUUCCCAGGUACUGCGCUGAGACGAUAUUUCCUCGUUUGGAUUAUGCCGCAGAUCCUCCCGUCCAGACAGUGAUCGCCAAGGAUGUUCAUGGUGAGACCUGGAAGUUCAGGCACAUAUAUCGGGGAACACCAAGGAGGCAUUUGUUAACAACAGGUUGGAGUACGUUCGUGAACCAUAAAAAGCUAGUUGCGGGCGAUUCAAUCGUGUUCCUGAGAGCAGACAAUGGUGAUCUUUGUGUUGGAAUUCGCAGGGCCAAAAGGGGUGGCGGAAACCUUUCAUCCGACACGUCAUCCUAUUGGAGUAUGGGUUCGGGAAGCUUUGAUGGAUUUUCGUCCCUUUUUAGGAAAGAUGAGAAUAGAAUGAAGAUUAGUGGUAGUACCAAUGGAAACCCAAAUUCUCCUACUGGGGGUUCUAAGCAAAGGGGAAGAGCGAGCCCCCAAUCUGUUAGUGAAGCUGCAUAUCUUGCUGCUACUGGGCAACCAUUUGAAGUUGUCUAUUAUCCAUGUGCAAACACACCAGAAUUUUGUGUUAGGGCAUCAUCUGUCAAUUCCUCCAUGGCUGUAAGGUGGUCCAUAGGGUUGAGGUUCAAGAUGGCUUUUGAAACUGAAGAUUCUUCUAGGAUAAGUUGGUUCAUGGGAACAAUAUCUUCUGUUCAAGUUUCUGACCCCAUCCUCUGGCCUAAUUCCCCAUGGAGGAUUCUUCAGGUAACAUGGGAUGAACAUGAUUUGCUUCAAAAUGUGAAGCAAGUUAGUCCGUGGCUAGUUGAAUUGAUCUCAAACAUGCCCAUGAUUCAUCUAUCACCUUUCUUACAACCAAGGAAAAAAGCUUGUUUACAACAACCUCUCGUAAUCGACAGCCAAUUCCCAAUCCCGUCAUUCUCAAGCAACCCCCUUGGGAUCUGCAGUUAUUCCCGUUGUCCAUCGGACAACACUCCUGCAGGCAUGCAGGGAGCCAGGCAUGCUCAAUUUGGAGGACCAUUGUUUGGAGGACUCUUACCACCAACUCUCCAGCAAAUUGAUUAUAAUGAUACUGUUAAUACCCGAGCGGAUGGAAAAAAUGAGAACAUCUCUUGCUCGUUAACCAUGGGGAAUAAGUAUACUGAAGAUGUGCCCACACCCCGAUUCGUGCUCUUUGGUCAGCCAAUACUGACUGAGCAGCAAAUGUCUACAAGGAAGAAUUCCAGAAGUGAUGUGCAAUUUGAUCGAAAUAGCCAGGAUACUACUGAUCGCUGUGAUGUUUUUAUAGGGUCCGUAUAUGUUGGGCGUAAUCUUGAUCUCUCAAUUUUCGGAUCCUAUGAUGAACUACGUGAAAAACUUGCAAAUAUGUUUGGGAUAGAGAGAUUGAAGAUGUUAAGCUGUGUAACCUACCGCGAUGCAACGGGCAAUCUCAGACAAAUGGGGAAUGAACCGUUUAGCGAGUUCACAAAGAACGCAAAAAGGUUGGAGAUUUUGAUGGAUCCUGGGAGCAUGGUUGGCAGGACAUGGCUUACUGGUCUUCCAACGGCUGAAUGUGGACUAAAUUCAUCAAACCGGGAGGGCGCUCUUAGCAUAUUUGUGUAGCUAUACACAAUUAUGUACUGACGGGAGUGACGACCUUACUUUUUGUAGUGUAAUCAACUCAGGAGUUAUGAAGUAGUGUAGUGGUUUGUUUGCAAGGUUCUUACCGGAGAUAAAUAAAUUGUAUGUGCACUUUAUUAACUUAUGACCUCCAAGGCUUCAACCUAAUUCGUGUAGUAUAUGUAGUUUAGUGGAGAUUUAUUUGGAAGGCUAGGAACUUCGAGGAUAGCUAUUGUGGUCUGAGUUUUCAUCUUACACAUUAGUGAAUUUAUUAGAUUGAUUGGCAGUUUUGUG
This is a messenger RNA of Cuscuta europaea, 2510 nucleotides long. NCBI's taxonomy places the organism in Eukaryota, Viridiplantae, Streptophyta, Magnoliopsida, Solanales, Convolvulaceae. The record is from the annotation of a GenBank genome assembly.